This is a messenger RNA of Lates calcarifer (barramundi perch), 1623 nucleotides long. RefSeq names its product probable serine/threonine-protein kinase clkA. Lineage: Eukaryota; Metazoa; Chordata; Actinopteri; Centropomidae. The coding region runs from base 1 to 1464 and encodes 487 amino acids. The record is from RefSeq and is a predicted model, not a curated record. The transcript has 7 exons.
AUGUAUGAGUACUACAACUACAGCCCCAGUCACAACUGCCAUAACCACAACUACAGCACCAACCACCACAACUGCGGCCCCUACUACAACUGCAGUACCAACAACAACUGCUGCCCCAAUACCAACAACCACAACUGCGGCCCCAAGUACUACAACUACAGCACCAACCACAACUGCUGCCCCAACCACUACAACUGUAGCACCAACAACCACAACUGCUGCCCCAACCACAACACCUAUAGCACCAACAACCACCACCAGGGCCCCUACUACAACUGCAGCACCAACAACCACAACUGCUGCCCCAAGUACUACAACUACAGCACCAACCACAACUGCUGCCCCAACCACUACAACUGUAGCACCAACAACCACAACUGCUGCCCCUACUACUACUCACCAAUAACUGUAGCACCAACAACCACCACCAGUGCCCCUACUACUGUAGCACCAACAACCAUAACUGCUGCCCCAACCACUACAACUCACAACAACCACAACUGCUGCCCCAACCACAACAACUAUAGCACCAACAACCACCACCAGUGCCCCUACUACUACUGUAGCACCAACAACCAUAACUGCUGCUCCAAGUACUACAACUACAGCACCAACCACAACUGCUGCCCCAACCACAACAACUAUAGCACCAACAACCAUCACCAGUGCCCCUACUACUACUAUAGCACCAACAACCACAACUGCAGCACCACCAACCAUAACUGCUGCCCCAACCACUACAACUGUAGCACCAACAACCACAACUGCUGUCCCAACUACUACAACUGUAGCACCAACAACCACAACUGCGGCCCCAACUACUACAACUGCAGCACCAACAACCACCACCGGUGCCCCUACUACUACAACUGUAGCACCAACAACUACUACUGCUGCCCCAACUACUACAACUACAGCACCAACAACCACAACUGCGACCACUACAACUACAGCACCGACAACCACAACUUCUGCCCCAACUACUACAACUGCAGCACCAAUAACUGUAGCACCAACAACCACAACUGCGACCACUACAACUACAGCACCAACAACCACAACUUCUGCCCCAACUACUACAACUGCAGCACCAAUAACUGUAGCACCAACAACCACAACUUCUGCCCCAACUACUACAACUGCAGCACCAAUAACUGUAGCACCAACAACCACAACUGCUGCCCCAACCACUACAACUGCAGCAUCAACAACCACAACUGCUGCCCCAACCACUACAACUGUAGCACCAACAACAACCGCUGCCCCAACUACUACAACUGUAGCACCAACAACUACUACUGCUGCCCCAACUACUACAACUGUAGCACCAAUAACUGUAACACCAACAACCACAACUGCGGCCCCAACCACUACAUCUGCAGCACCAAUAACCACAACUGCUGUCCUUACUACAAUGGCAGCACUUACAACCACAACUUCUGCCCCAACUACAACAACCUCUAGAAACGAAACAACAACAACACAAGGACUUGUAUCACUGGCACAUCUUCAGGUGAGGAUAUCUUCCUUUGGCGAGGUCAGCAAUGGAACCAUCAUUGAGCUUGUCAAACAGUUUUUUAGAGCCCAGCUCCUGAAUGGCACAGCCCACACAGUCACCGUGAC